AUGGAUCUGUUCUUUUUUUUUUCUGGAAAGCGAUUGUGCGGUCCUCCUUUUUUUGCAUAUGGGACAAGGCAAAAAAUCGUUCAUACACUUGAAUCGGGGGUCAUAUGACUUUUAUGGUGAACUCGUCAGGAUAGAUGUAAUGGGAAUGAAAUAAUGUACCACGCCA
This is a messenger RNA of Tuber melanosporum (Perigord truffle), 166 nucleotides long. RefSeq lists its product as uncharacterized. The transcript has a single exon. NCBI's taxonomy places the organism in Eukaryota, Fungi, Ascomycota, Pezizomycetes, Pezizales, Tuberaceae. The record is from RefSeq and is a predicted model, not a curated record. The coding region runs from base 1 to 108 and encodes 35 amino acids.